Molecule: messenger RNA, 1999 nt
Organism: Oryza sativa Japonica Group (Japanese rice)
Lineage: Eukaryota; Viridiplantae; Streptophyta; Magnoliopsida; Poales; Poaceae
Product: sugar transport protein MST1-like
Biological process (GO): monosaccharide transmembrane transport
Cellular component (GO): membrane
Molecular function (GO): monosaccharide transmembrane transporter activity
Source: RefSeq, a predicted model, not a curated record
CCUUGUUACAAAUAGCUAUCUGUCUGAUCCUCAAAUUCAAGCUAGUGGGGUUAAGAGCGAGUUGACACUCCAUAUAUAUCUUUCAUGUACACCUCUGAAACGUAAGAAAGCUCAUCUGACCGCAGUUUAGCUCCCUCUUAGACAGAGGCCAGAGGGAGAAAGAGAGAGAGAGAGAGGAGAAGGCUGAGACUGAACAUUCAAGAUGGCCGGAGGUGUCAUCGUGGCGAACGACGGUGAUGGCUCCGCCGUGGACCACGGCGGACGGCUGACGUUCUCGGUGGUCAUCACCUGCCUCGUGGCGGCCUCCGGCGGCCUCAUCUUCGGCUACGACGUCGGCAUCUCAGGCGGCGUCUCGACGAUGGAGCCGUUCCUGCGGCGGUUCUUCCCCGGCGUGGUGAGGAGGAUGGCGGAGGCGAGGCCCGGGAACGAGUACUGCGUCUACGACAGCCAGGCGCUGACGGCGUUCACGUCGUCGCUGUACGUCGCCGGGCUGGUGGCGUCGCUCGUGGCCAGCCGCGUCACCAGGGCGAUGGGGCGGCAGGCCGUCAUGGUCAUGGGCGGCGCGCUCUUCUUCGCCGGCGGCGCCGUCACCGGCUUCGCCGUGAACAUCGCCAUGCUCAUCGUCGGCCGCAUGCUGCUCGGCUUCGGCGUCGGCUUCACCAACCAGGCGGCUCCUCUCUUCCUCGCCGAGAUGGCCCCGACGCGGUGGCGCGGCUCGCUCACGGCCGGGUUCCAGUUCUUCCUCGCCGUCGGCGUCGUCAUCGCCACCGUCACCAACUACUUCGCGUCGCGCGUCCCCUGGGGGUGGCGCCUCUCCCUCGGCCUCGCGGGGGCGCCCGCCGUCGUCAUCUUCCUGGGCGCGCUCUUCCUCACCGACACGCCCAGCAGCCUCGUCAUGCGCGGCGACACGGCCCGCGCGCGCGCCGCGCUGCUCCGGGUGCGCGGGGCUGGCGCCGACGUGGAGGCGGAGCUGAAGGGCAUCGUGCGCGCCGUGGAGGUGGCGCGCCAGGGGGAGGACGGCGCGUUCCGGCGGAUGGCGGCGAGGCGGGAGUACCGCCCUUACCUGGUGUUCGCCGUGGCCAUGCCCAUGUUCUUCCAGCUCACGGGCGUCAUCGUGAUCUCCUUCUUCUCCCCGCUGGUGUUCCGCACCGUCGGGUUCGGCAGCAACGCCGCGCUGAUGGGCAACGUCAUCCUCGGCGCCGUCAACCUCGUCUGCCUCAUGCUCUCCACCCUCGUCAUCGACCGCUACGGCCGCAAGGUGCUCUUCAUGGUCGGCGGCGCCAUCAUGAUCAUCGCCCAGGUUGGGGUGGCGUGGAUCAUGGGGGCGCAGGUGGGGAAGAACGGGUCGGAGGCGAUGGCGAGGCCGUACGCGGUGGCGGUGGUGGCGUUCACGUGCCUGCACACGGCGGGGUUCGGGUGGUCGUGGGGCCCGCUGGGGUGGGUGAUCCCCGGCGAGAUAUUCCCGGUGGACAUCCGGUCGGCGGGGCAGGCGAUGAACGUGUCCAUCGGCCUCGGCCUCACCUUCGUGCAGACGCAGUCGUUCCUCGCCAUGCUCUGCCGGUUCAGGUACGGCACCUUCGCCUACUACGCCGCGUGGGUCGCCGUCAUGACCGUCUUCAUCGCCGUCUUCCUGCCGGAGACCAAGGGCGUCCCGCUCGAGUCCAUGGCCACCGUCUGGGCGCGACACUGGUACUGGAAGCGGUUCGCGCGGGAGCAACCAAAGACGAGCGCCGACGAACCGACCGGGACGUACUGAUGUUUCACGAUGUGUAGAUGUACUUAAUUCUGUGGAGUACAUGUCUUGUAUAACUUUUGAAUCAUGGUACUUGGUCCUAGUUCACUCGUCUGUUUCAAUCGAAAUCAAAUGUAUAGAACUCCAACAUCGGUCGCUCCGAUCCUACAUAGCUCAAGUGUUGAAAAAUCCUCACGACACUGUUGCAAGUGAUUUAGGAUUUGAAUAGCCCACGUGGGUGUCUAGCGUGGCAAAAAAAAAAAAAAA